Molecule: messenger RNA, 615 nt
Organism: Kwoniella shivajii
Lineage: Eukaryota; Fungi; Basidiomycota; Tremellomycetes; Tremellales; Cryptococcaceae
Exons: 5
Coding region: 1-615 (204 amino acids)
Biological process (GO): vesicle-mediated transport
Cellular component (GO): membrane
Source: RefSeq, a predicted model, not a curated record
AUGUCAGGAUCAGCGCAACAAUCUUUCAGAUCUCAACUAUCUUCUUUCAGAUGGGCAAACUCGGUUCAAGAUGACUCACAGAGACCACCCGAACCGACUAAUCCUUUAGGGCGGGUGUGGAACAGUAUGAGUGGUUAUAUACCGUUAAGGAAUGAAGGUAGAAGUCAAGAAGAGGAAGCAUACUUUGCUCUGUCGCGCUGGGAAAGAUUUUUAGGCUUCUUAGCUUGUUGCGCGGGUGGAAUAGCAUGUUUCGGAGUAGCUUUCUUAUUCUUACCUAUACUGGCUAUCAAACCACGUAAAUUCGCUUUAGCAUUUACUCUAGGAAGUUUGCUGUUCAUGUUGGGGUUCGCAAUCUUACAUGGUCCAUGGAAUCAUUUAAAACACAUAAUGUCACCCGAACGACUUCCCUUCUCACUGGCUUAUUUCGGCUCACUAGGAUUGACUCUAUUCUUCGCUAUUGGAAUAAGAUCGACAUUAGGUACUUUGAUAGCUGCGAUCAUUCAAGUGGUGGCGCUAUUAUCCUAUUUGGCUGCAUAUUUCCCAGGUGGAAUAACAACGUUGAGAUUCGGUGGUCAGAUGGCUUUAAGAGGUGCAGGUAGUGUAUUACCUUUUUAG